UUGCCUUUCUCACUCACUUUACCUUACUAUCCUUGUCUUUCUCUCUUUGUUUUCUCAUCCUUGCCUUUCACUCUCCCUCUGUGCAAUCCCGUACUCGAUCAUUUUCUAACCCUCUGUGCCUUGCCAUCGUUGCCUCUCUCUGUCGCUUCGUGUACUUGGCUCUCUCUCUGCACCUCCCCAUACUUGGCUCUCUCUCUGCACCUCCCCAUACUUGGCUCUCUCUCUGCACCUCCCCAUACUUGGCUCUCUCUCUGCACCUCCCCAUACUUGGCUCUCUCUCUCCCCCAUGCACUCUCCCCUCCCCCUUGGCUCUCUCUCUGCACCUCCCCAUACUUGGCUCUCUCUCUGCCUCCCCAUGAAAUGGCUCUCUCUCUGCUCUCUCUCUGCCUCCCCAUACUUGGCUCUCUCUCUCUCUCUCUCUCUCUCCCCAUAUAUUGGCUCUCUCUGCAAACGCCCAUGCUCCUCUCCCUGCCUCCCCAUACUCUCUCUCUCUCUGCACCUCCCCAUACUUGGCUCUCUCUGCUCUCUCUCUGCACCUCCCCAUACUUGGCUCUCUCUCUCUCUCCCCAUUUUUGGCUCUCCCCCCAUACUUGGCUCUCUCUGCUCUCUCUCUGCACCUCCCCAUACUUGGCUCUCUCUCUCUGCACCUCCCCAUACUUGGCUCUCUCUGGCUCUCUCUCUCUCUGCCCUCCCCAUACUUGGCUCUCUCUCUCUCUCUCUGCACCUCCCCCUCUCUCUGCAAUAACCCAUCUCUCUCUCUCUCUGCACCUCCCCCUCCCCAUACUUGGCUCUCUCUCUCCCCAAAUCUCUCUCUCUGCACCUCCCCAUGCUUGGCUCUCUCUCUCUGCUCCCCAUCUCUCUCUCUGCACCUCCCCAUACUUGCUCUCUCUCUCUCUCUCUGCACCUCCCCAUACUUGGCUCUCUCUCUCUCUCUCUGCACCUCCCCAUACUUGGCUCUCUCUCUCUCUCUGCACCUCCCCAUACUUGGCUCUCUCUCUCUCUCUCUGCACCUCCCCAUACUUGGCUCUCUCUCUCUCUCUCUGCACCUCCCCAUACGUGGCUCUCUCUCUCUCUGCACCUCCCCAUACUUGGCUCUCUCUCUGCACCUCCCCAUACUUGGCUCUCUCUCUCUCUCUCUGCACCUCCCCAUACUUGGCUCUCUCUCUCUCUCUCUCUCUUUGGAUAAGACUAACUACAUCUGACAGCAAGGUGCUGAUAUGCCACCAAACCAAACCAAACUUCUCUCUCAAACUUCUCUCUCUCUCUCUCUGUUUCUCUUUUUGCACCUCCCCACUUUGCAUUUCUCUCUCUGUCUCUCUAUGCCUCACAGUAGUUGCUUCUCUCUCUCUUUGUACCUCUCCAUCCUUGCCUCUCUCUCUGCCUCUGUACCUCUCCAUCCUUGCCUCUCUCUCUGCCUCUGUACCUCUCCAUCCUUGCCUCUCUCUCUGCCUCUGUACCUCUCCAUCCUUGCCUCUCUCUCUGCCUCUGUACCUCUCCAUCGUUGCCUCACUCUCUGCCUCUGUACCUCACCAUUGUUGCUUCUCUGCAUAA
This is a messenger RNA of Acanthosepion pharaonis, 1551 nucleotides long. NCBI's taxonomy places the organism in Eukaryota, Metazoa, Mollusca, Cephalopoda, Sepiida, Sepiidae. The record is from the annotation of a GenBank genome assembly.